Molecule: messenger RNA, 1570 nt
Organism: Botrytis byssoidea
Lineage: Eukaryota; Fungi; Ascomycota; Leotiomycetes; Helotiales; Sclerotiniaceae
Exons: 2
Coding region: 316-1341 (341 amino acids)
Biological process (GO): carnitine transmembrane transport; mitochondrial transport
Cellular component (GO): mitochondrial envelope
Molecular function (GO): O-acyl-L-carnitine transmembrane transporter activity
Source: RefSeq, a predicted model, not a curated record
GUCAGAUGUUGAUAUGUACGGUACCACAACACGAAAAAUGUUCAACCAAGAUACAUAUUUCCACUGCCCCGAAUGUCCCUUCCCCCCCCCCUCCUAUCCGAAACUCGGUAAUAUCUUAUGCCGAUGGCCGACCAACUUGAUUUUGGCUUGAUUUUGGCCUGCCUCGGCUUAAAUAUGGAAAGCGCGGUACUAGUAUAGCUCCCUCUUGACGAUCACAAGCUUCAUUUCAUAACAUUCCCCUCCAAUAAACAUUCCUUUCGCAGAUAGAUUUUCUCACAAUCCCUCAAAUUUUCCUUCCUUACCCUUCUCCCAACCAUGUCUCCCACUUCUACCUCAACAGGCGCUCAAAUAAAUCAAAAGAUUGACACCAUCAACCCUAAUCUGCCCCACGUCCCUGAAUCUAAAGCCGAAUUAAAACAAGACGCCGAAAUUGUUGUUCAAAAAUCAUUCGCAGGUUUACGGUCACUGGCUGCUGGGGGUUUCGGUGGUGUUUGUGCAGUUAUUGUCGGUCAUCCUUUUGAUUUGGUCAAAGUCCGUCUACAAACUGCGGAAAGAGGGGUUUAUAAAGGUGCUAUUGAUGUGGUUACGAAAUCUGUCGCGAAGGAUGGUCUCGCGAGGGGUUUAUAUGCGGGUGUGAGUGCGCCGCUGGUGGGUGUCACUCCUAUGUUCGCUGUGUCUUUCUGGGGUUUCGAUGUCGGCAAGAACCUUGUGCGCAACUUUACCUCCACUGCCCCUCACGAACCCCUCACAAUCGCUCAAAUUAGUACAGCUGGUUUCUUCUCUGCCAUCCCACAAACUAUCAUUACCGCCCCAUUUGAACGUGUCAAGGUUCUCCUACAAAUCCAAGGUCAAAAAGAACUUGCGCCGGGGGAAAAACCAAAAUACAAUGGUGGUGUCGAUGUCGUGAAGCAACUGUAUAGAGAAGGUGGUAUCAAAUCAGUCUUCCGAGGAUCAGCUGCUACACUAGCAAGAGAUGGACCUGGAAGUGCCGCAUAUUUUGCUACUUACGAAUACAUUAAGCGUCGUCUAACUCCUAUAGACCCUAUCACUGGAAAACCGGGGAAGGACAUGAGUUUAUUGGCAAUCACUGGAGCGGGAGCAUGCGCAGGUGUAGCAAUGUGGAUUCCAGUCUUCCCAGUUGAUACAGUCAAAUCGAGGCUACAGACUAUGGAAGGGAAACCAACUGUUGGGGGCGUCAUAAAAGGAUUAUAUAGAAAUGGAGGAUUGAAGGCCUUCUUCCCUGGAUUUGGACCAGCAUUGGCGAGAGCUGUACCUGCUAACGCGGCAACAUUCUUGGGUGUUGAAUUGGCGCAUCAAGCUAUGAACAAGGUGUUCGACUGAGAGGUCCGGAAAUACAACCAGUACUCUGAGGGUGGAAAAGCAAACAAAGAGGGGUGACACCGUCGAGGAAAGAGAAUAGGGAUGAGGGAGGUACUUUGCUACUGCCACGUUGGUAGGGAUAGAUUUCUUUAAUUCUGGCUGGAGGGAAAAGAAUUUAUAGACUUGAGAUACCAUACAAUUGAACUUAUUAAGGAGAUCAUACCUAGAUAUGUUCAAACGUUUUCUGGAU